CUCUCUCCUCUUUUUCUGUGAAAGCACAAUUCUGUGGAGUCGUUGUCCUGCAAAUUGUUGGUUUAGUCUUUGUUGUGUAAAGCUCAGACUCCAACCAAUCUGUUUUACGCACAAGCGCGAAUGAUAUUUGGAUAUAAAAUCUGAGAUUAGCACACUCCUUUAUAGCUAAGAAGGCCAAGUUUAGGCCACUGAUUUGUAUCAGAAUUAAUCACCCCACUAUCUUUGCUUUCUUCUUUUUUUAUUUCCCUGGAAAAUAGUGAAGUAAUCGUCGUUCUUCUUUGUUCUUUCUGCUUUCUGGGUUUCUUCACAGCUUCUUCAGUUUAUGGGCGAUCAAAGCUAUCGUCUUUUUCAGAAGGGGUUGAAAAACAGAGUAUAUAUUCACUGAAGACGAGAAUAAGAUGCGGGGUUUGAAGCUCACUGAACGGUUCAAGAGCACUCAAGUUCAUGCCCUUUAUUCUUCAGACACCAGUGCCAUCAGCGAAACCUCUAAGCGAAGUAGAUAUCGAAUCCAAUCAUUUGGAUCAAAAUCCAAAUCCAGAAUCAACUCAAUCUCAGGAAUUGACAAGAACCUUCCUUUUCCACUACCUUCUUCCGACUCCCUCGAACCCCCCAUUGACCCUUACCUUAAACCCAUAAAUCUUGUUGAGACUUUGUCAGACAUAUAUUCCCGCCUAGAAAAUUGCCCACGGUCCCAGAAACCGUUGCUCUGCAUCGAACAGUACUCUCUUCUUCGCUGCCUUGGAGACCUGAAGUUACUUCGUCGAUGUCUCCAAACAGCCCGAGAGAACGCCGACGAUAUUCCAACAAAGAUUGUGCUUUCGGCAUGGCUAAGGUUCGAAAGAAGGGAGGAUGAAUUCGUUGGUGUCUCUUCAAUGGACUGUAAUGGGUACAUGCUCGAAUGCCCAAAGGCCAAUUUAGCAUCUGGGUAUAGUCCGUGUUCGGUUGCAAGUCGUUGCCAGUGUCUCCAUCAGCCAAAUCAAGAUAUUAUUACGAUUUCAGAAGAAAGUGUGAAUUUACCAGAUGAAGAAAGUGAUGUUUCAUUCUGCAUUGGUCACGAGGAAAUUAACUGCGUUCGUUACAAAAUCGCAGCUUUAUCAGAACCAUUUAAGGCUAUGCUUUAUGGUGGUUUUGCAGAGUCCCAAAUGAGAAAGAUUGAAUUUUCGCGAAAUGGUAUAUGUCCAGAGGCGAUGAGAGCAGUGGAAAUUUACAGCAGAACUAAAAGAUUGGACCUUUUCUGUGUUGAGACUGUUUUGGAGCUUUUGUCUUUUUCUAAUAGGUUCUGUUGUGAGGAAAUGAAGUCUGAUUGUGAUGCCCAUUUGGCCUCAAGUGUUGGUAAUCUUGAAGAUGCAGCAUUUCUCAUUCAUUAUGCAUUAGAAGAGAGAGCUUCCCUUCUAGUAGGGUCAUGUUUACAGGUAUUACUUAGAGAAUUGCCGAAUUCUCUGUACAAUUCUAGAGUGAUCAAAAUCUUCUGUAGCUCUGAGGCUAAGGGAAGUUUGGCCACAGUUGGGUAUGCUUCUUUCUUGUUGUACUAUUUCCUAAGUCAGGUGGCUAUGGAAGAAAGCAUGGCAUCUAAAACAACACUGAUGUUACUAGAAAGAUUAGGAGAAUGUGCCGUAGAAAAAUGGCAGAAGGCCCUUGCAUUUCAUCAAUUAGGCUGUGUGCUGCUUGAAAGGAAAGAAUAUAAAGAAGCACAGCAUUAUUUCGAAGCAGCAGCUGAGGCAGGUCAUGUUUAUUCUAUGGCCGGUGUGGCUAGAACAAAGCACAAGCAAGGUCAACCAUAUUCAGCAUACAAGUUGAUAAGUUCUAUCAUAUUUGAGUAUAAACCAGCUGGGUGGAUGUAUCAGGAAAGGGCUUUGUAUAAUAUUGGAAAGGAAAAGAGUUUUGAUUUGGAUUUUGCAACUGAAUUGGAUCCUUCACUUUCGUUUCCUUAUAAAUACAGAGCUCUGGCAAAGGCAGAGGAGAAGCAGAUAAAGGCAGGAAUUUUGGAACUGGACAGAAUUAUUGGAUUUAAGCUCUCUCCUGAUUGCCUUGAAUUAAGGUGUUGGUUGUUUAUUUCAAUUGAGGAUUAUAAAAGUGCCUUGAGAGAUAUUCGAGCAUUGUUAACAUUAGAACCCAGUGUCAUAACAUCACAUGGGAAGAUCAAAGGGAAAUACUUGCUUAUGCUUCUUAUCCGUAGGGUUCAGCCUAAGAGUCUAGCUGACUGCUGGAUGCAACUAUACGAACAAUGGUCCUCUGUUGAUGAUAUUGGUUCUCUGGCUAUUAUACAUCAGAUGCUGGAAAAUGAACCUGGAAAGAGCCUUCUAGAGUUUCGUCAAUCUCUACUUCUUUUAAGGUUAAACUGUCAAAAGGCUGCAAUGCGUAGUCUUCGGUUGGCUAGAAACCAUUCUAGUUCCAUACAAGAAAGACUAAUAUAUGAAGGAUGGAUUCUCUAUGAUACUGGCUAUCGAGAGGAAGCACUGGCUCGGGCUGAGAGGUCCAUUUCAAUUCAAAGAUCAUUUGAAGCAUUUUUUCUUAAAGCAUAUGUGUUGGCAGAUGCUAAUCCUGACCCUGUGUCUUCUUCAAAUGUUAUCCAACUUCUAGAAGAAGCUCUUAAAUGUCCUUCUGAUGGACUUCGUAAAGGACAAGCGUUGAAUAAUCUGGGCAGUAUUUAUGUUGAUUGUGGGAAGCUAGAUCUCGCGAAAGAAUGCUACUCAAAUGCCCUUGCAAUCAGACACACAAGAGCUCAUCAAGGUCUGGCACGCGUUUAUCAUCAGAAAAAUCAGCGUAAAUCUGCGUAUGAUGAAAUGACUAAGCUAAUUGAGAAGGCAAUGAACAAUGCCUCGGCAUAUGAGAAACGAUCAGAAUACUCGGAUCGUGAGAUGGCAAAGUCUGAUCUUGACGUAGCGACACAACUAGAUCCUUUAAGGACAUAUCCAUACAGAUACAGAGCUGCAGUUAUGAUGGAUGAGCAAAAGGAAACUGAAGCUGUGGAGGAACUCACCAAGGCCAUAAACUUCAAGCCUGAUCUGCAAAUGCUUCAUCUGAGAGCAGCAUUUUAUGAGUCAAUGGGCGAUCUAGCAUUGGCUCUUCAAGAUUGCCAAGCAGCUCUUUGCUUAGAUCCAAAACACACUGACACACUUAAUCUGUAUCAGAGGACACAAAAAUCGAGCUAAUAUUAUCUCAACACAAACAGUCAAAUGGUGAGAAUGAGAAAUCUUGAUAUGCUGAGCUGUUUUGUGUAGAAAAUUGUAGGGACAUUCAGAAUGCUGAAUCCCCCCCCCCCCCAAAAAUCUCAUAAUAUUCAGCUGAAAUCU
Messenger RNA from Neltuma alba, 3293 nucleotides. Its product is annotated as ethylene-overproduction protein 1. Gene Ontology annotation, biological process: negative regulation of ethylene-activated signaling pathway. The record is from RefSeq and is a predicted model, not a curated record. Lineage: Eukaryota; Viridiplantae; Streptophyta; Magnoliopsida; Fabales; Fabaceae. The transcript has 4 exons. Gene Ontology annotation, molecular function: protein binding. Bases 399 to 3152 code for a protein of 917 amino acids.